Molecule: messenger RNA, 4128 nt
Organism: Microtus ochrogaster (prairie vole)
Lineage: Eukaryota; Metazoa; Chordata; Mammalia; Rodentia; Cricetidae
Gene: Atp6v0a1
Product: ATPase H+ transporting V0 subunit a1
Biological process (GO): vacuolar acidification; proton transmembrane transport
Cellular component (GO): plasma membrane; vacuolar proton-transporting V-type ATPase complex; vacuolar proton-transporting V-type ATPase, V0 domain
Molecular function (GO): ATPase binding; proton-transporting ATPase activity, rotational mechanism
Source: RefSeq, a predicted model, not a curated record
GGAGCCUGCUUGCGUACCUCCUCGGGACUCGGCUCUGCCGGAGCCGGGGGCUUUGCUGCGGCGGCUGCGGUCGCGGCGGCGGUGCGGGCCAGAGAUUGGAGUGAACCACAGACACUUACCGACUACUCUCUGCCAACAUGGGGGAGCUUUUCCGGAGCGAGGAGAUGACGCUGGCCCAGCUGUUUCUACAGUCAGAAGCUGCUUAUUGUUGCGUCAGUGAAUUAGGAGAACUCGGAAAGGUUCAGUUUCGUGAUUUAAAUCCAGAUGUGAAUGUUUUCCAGAGGAAAUUUGUGAAUGAAGUCAGAAGAUGUGAAGAAAUGGAUCGAAAGCUUCGAUUUGUCGAGAAAGAGAUAAGGAAAGCAGACAUCCCAAUUCUGGACACUGGUGAAAACCCAGAGGUGCCCUUCCCCCGGGACAUGAUCGACUUAGAGGCCAACUUCGAGAAGAUUGAAAAUGAACUGAAGGAAAUCAACACCAACCAGGAAGCCCUGAAGAGAAACUUCCUGGAACUGACUGAAUUAAAAUUUAUACUUCGCAAAACUCAGCAGUUUUUUGAUGAGGCUGAAUUGCAUCAUCAGCAGAUGGCGGAUCCAGACCUGUUGGAAGAAUCCUCGUCACUCUUGGAGCCAAACGAGAUGGGAAGAGGCACUCCUUUAAGACUUGGCUUCGUGGCCGGUGUGAUUAACCGGGAGCGGAUCCCUACCUUUGAACGCAUGCUUUGGCGAGUGUGCCGCGGGAAUGUGUUCCUGAGACAGGCUGAAAUCGAGAACCCGCUGGAGGAUCCCGUGACUGGCGACCACGUGCACAAGUCUGUAUUCAUCAUUUUUUUCCAAGGCGAUCAGCUGAAAAACAGGGUCAAGAAAAUCUGCGAAGGGUUCCGAGCCUCCCUCUAUCCCUGUCCUGAGACUCCACAGGAGAGGAAAGAAAUGGCUUCUGGAGUCAAUACCAGGAUCGAUGAUCUCCAGAUGGUUCUCAAUCAAACAGAGGACCACCGCCAGAGGGUUCUGCAGGCAGCUGCUAAGAACAUUCGGGUCUGGUUCAUCAAGGUGCGGAAGAUGAAGGCCAUCUACCAUACCCUGAACCUGUGCAACAUAGAUGUGACCCAGAAGUGCCUGAUUGCAGAGGUCUGGUGCCCCGUCACUGACCUUGACUCCAUCCAGUUUGCCCUUAGACGAGGCACGGAACACAGCGGUUCUACUGUCCCCUCCAUUCUGAACAGGAUGCAGACAAACCAGACUCCCCCAACGUACAACAAAACUAACAAGUUCACAAACGGCUUCCAAAACAUAGUAGAUGCUUAUGGGAUUGGGACUUACCGAGAGAUAAACCCAGCUCCAUACACCAUCAUCACUUUCCCUUUCCUGUUUGCUGUGAUGUUUGGAGAUUUCGGGCACGGCAUUUUGAUGACGCUUUUUGCUGUAUGGAUGGUGUUGAGGGAGAGCCGGAUCCUCUCCCAGAAGAACGAGAACGAGAUGUUUAGCACCGUGUUCAGUGGUCGAUACAUUAUUCUUCUGAUGGGAAUAUUCUCCAUCUACACUGGUCUCAUCUACAAUGACUGUUUUUCCAAGUCCCUGAAUAUCUUUGGGUCAUCGUGGAGUGUACGGCCAAUGUUCACUGACGGGAACUGGACGGAAGAGACGCUUCUGGGAAGCUCUGUUCUCCAGCUGAACCCAGCUAUCCCUGGAGUUUUUGGUGGACCGUACCCGUUUGGCAUUGAUCCAAUUUGGAACAUCGCAACCAAUAAACUGACCUUCCUUAACUCCUUCAAGAUGAAGAUGUCUGUUAUUCUCGGGAUCAUCCACAUGCUCUUUGGAGUCAGCCUGAGCCUUUUCAACCACAUCUAUUUCAAGAAACCCCUGAAUAUCUACUUUGGCUUCAUUCCUGAAGUAAUCUUCAUGACCUCCUUGUUUGGCUACCUGGUCAUCCUUAUCUUCUAUAAGUGGACAGCCUACGAUGUCCACUCAUCUAGGAAUGCACCAAGCCUCCUGAUCCACUUCAUCAACAUGUUCCUCUUCUCCUACCCAGAGUCUGGUAAUGCGAUGCUGUACUCGGGACAGAAAGGGAUUCAGUGUUUCCUCAUAGUGGUUGCCAUGCUCUGCGUCCCUUGGAUGCUGCUCUUUAAGCCCCUGAUCCUGCGCCAUCAGUAUUUGCGGAAGAAGCAUUUGGAAGGGCAACCCGUGGAGGCCCCAGUCAGCCCAACCCCGAGCCAGCAGGGACUAGAGGCAGCAUCGGCUGCAACAGGAACUCUCAACUUUGGUGGGAUCAGGGUGGGCAACGGACCGACAGAGGAGGAUGCUGAGAUUAUUCAGCAUGACCAGCUCUCCACCCAUUCAGAGGACGCAGACGAGCCUACCGAGGACGAAGUGUUUGACUUUGCGGACACCAUGGUCCACCAGGCCAUCCACACCAUCGAGUACUGCCUGGGCUGCAUCUCCAACACGGCCUCCUACCUGCGGCUCUGGGCCCUGAGCCUUGCGCAUGCACAGCUCUCUGAAGUACUCUGGACCAUGGUGAUCCACAUAGGCCUGAAUGUCCGGAGUCUGGCCGGAGGGUUUCUGCUGUUCUUCAUCUUCACCGCCUUUGCCACCCUGACUGUGGCCAUUCUGCUGAUCAUGGAGGGCCUCUCGGCCUUCCUCCACGCCCUGCGGUUACACUGGGUGGAAUUCCAGAAUAAAUUCUACUCCGGGGCCGGUUUCAAGUUCCUCCCCUUCUCCUUUGAGCAUAUCCGGGAGGGGAAGUUCGAUGAGUGAGUCCCCGGCAGGGCGCAUGCCCAGAACAGUGUCCCCCCCCCCCCCCCGCCCCCUUCCCUCCACAGGGAUGGUCGGUGUUCCUUUUGCCUGUUGGUUGUGAUCCCUGGAAACCAGGGCAUUUGUGUAACCCCUGCAACCCCUGCCCCAGCUGUGAGUCUUUUAGAUAGGUGCUGGCCUUCCCCAGGUCUCUCCACCCCAAGCCUUGUGUAACGUACAGAUUUCCUAGUGAGAGUCAGAUGGCUGUGCCUGAUGCCCAUCCAUCCCGGGCACCAGUCUCGGCCUCCUGGUCUCCAGACAGACAGCCCUGUUCUACUCCCUACUGGUGAGCCAACCUGCAUAGCCACAUGGGGGCACAGGGCCCUCAGAAUGGAAGGGGGUCCCUCUCCAAGCCAUAGUGCUUGGUCACACCAUGGAGGAGGGUCAAAACAGGUUCCCUUCUGGUAGGGGACAUGGUUUAUGGAACAUAUCCCUCUCCAGGUUAGCCGGGACAUUCAGGAAGAUGCUCUUGUCACCCUUUGCCCUCCGCUCUCCGGUUAGUAUUGAUAGGGACUUCAGCUAGCCCCACAUGGGCCAUGAUGGGUAGCUUCUCCUUAUCACCCCAAAGAUCCCAGGAUGACCAGCACCACCCUCCUAAAGAGCUUCCUCUCCCAGCCCUGUUGGCCCAGCAUAGCAUCCUUGGGAAGGGGAUGGUCUCACAGGGCUUCCCGAUCUGAGAUUACCCUCUACCCAGUCUGCACGAAGGGGCCUCACCCUAUACUCCAUCCCAGGGCAGAAGUUAAAAUUGGCACUCUUCUGGUGCAUCCCCGAGCCCUUCCUCUAUCCUGAUCAUGAUGUCCCGAGGCUGUGGUCAGUAAGGUUGGUUCUGCCGGCAGACCUGCCUUAUCUGCCACUGGUGGUCCCUCCCCAGCUCCCACACUGACCCCACUUUCAGAAGUGGUGUCCUGGGCGGGGAAGGUCAGUCUCCUUUUCAAUUAGCUAACUGGGGGUGACUGGUAGACUGGGGCGCAGGUGUGGUGCGCAAGCGCUGUACAGCCCUGCCAAGCCCUCGUCCCCACCUCAUGUCCUCCUGGCUGUGGAUCUCAGACCCUUCUAAUCAUGUGCUGACCCGUUCACUCACUGCCUUCGGGAGGCGACACUAAAUCUACAAGGCCCCUCCCCUCCCCCACCCUGGCACCCAGGAGAGCUGCCCAGACACUCGCCCAGGCGGGGCUGGCCCACUGGCACCCCGUCCCGAACCCCUCUCCUUUUGUGUCCAGUUUACAUGAAGACCUUUGUUCUGUUCACAGUGAGGCCUGAGGCAGAGUUCUUUGUCAGGGACCCUCAAGGCCUUCUGUCCAGACAGACAUUCCUGUGCUGAAUAAAGUGUGUCUGACUCUCA